Messenger RNA from Brassica oleracea var. oleracea, 1862 nucleotides. RefSeq names its product mediator of RNA polymerase II transcription subunit 33B-like. Bases 471 to 1862 code for a protein of 463 amino acids. Gene Ontology annotation, cellular component: mediator complex. Lineage: Eukaryota; Viridiplantae; Streptophyta; Magnoliopsida; Brassicales; Brassicaceae. The transcript is spliced from 10 exons. Gene Ontology annotation, biological process: regulation of phenylpropanoid metabolic process. The record is from RefSeq and is a predicted model, not a curated record.
GUAACAAGUCUCCCUUCCCUCACCAGAACUCGCUCACCUCCUCGUCUCCCACAUCUUCUGGGAAAACCACACUCCUCUUUCCUGGAAGCUUCUCGAAAAAGCUAUAACCGUCAGCAUCGUCCCUCCUCUACUUGUUCUCGCCCUUCUCUCCCACAAGGUAGUCCCUAACAGAAAGCAUCAUCCCGCAGCCUAUAGGCUCUAUUUGGAACUCGUAAAGAGACAUGCAUUCUCCCUCUUGCCUCAAAUUAGAGGAUCAGGAUAUCACAGGACAAUGAAUUCCAUCGAUGAUAUCCUCCAUCUUUCUGAAAUCUUUGGUUUACCAAAUCAAGAACCGGGAUGUAUUCUCCUUGCUUUUGUCUUCUCCAUUGUCUGGCAACUAGUUGAUGCUUCCCUAGACGAUGAAGGGCUUUUAGAACUAACUUCUAAUAAGAGCUCUAAUUGGCCCCACGACAUGGAAAUUGAACACUGAAAUGGCUAUCACCCUUAUCCAAUUUCUUUUGCAGAAUGAAGUAACUUCGAGGAUUCUUCACCUGGCUAGUCAAAACAUGCCAACCCAUUGGGAAGAUUUCAGUCAGCGUUUCAGAGUGCUGACAACCAAAUCAUUGCUAGUGAGGAACUCGAAACAUAUCAAUCCAGAAGCCCUUACAUACUUGGCGUCUCAUACAAGUAAAUUCCUGGAAAGGGAGAGCAAGACAAUCCCCCGAGGAGAAUUCCAUGCGCUUCUUUCCUCUGGUUCUAUCUUAGCAUUGACUAGUCAGCAUCAUGGGACUAGCGGUUCUGCACUCUGGCUGCCCAUUGAUCUUUUCUUCGAAGACAUAAUGGAUGGAACACAAGCUGCAGCGGCCAGCGCUGUCGAAAAUCUAACUGGUCUUGUAAAAGCACUGCAGGCAGUUAAUAGUACAACAUGGCAUGAUGCCUUUCUUGCUCUAUGGCUAGCAGCCUUACGCCUUGUGCAAAGGGAAAGAGAUCCAAUCGAGGGUCCUGUGCCCCGCACCGACACUUUUCUUUGUGUAUUGCUAUCCGUCACUCCACUUGCUGUUGCCAACAUCAUUGAAGAAGAAGAAAGUCAGUGGAUUGAUCAAAGUGCAUCUAGCCCAAGCAACCAGUGGAAAGAGAAAAAAGGAAAAUGCCGACAGGGAUUAGUCAAUAGCUUACAACAACUUGGUGAUUAUGAAAGCUUGCUGACACCACCCAUUUCGGUACAGUCGGUUGCUAAUCAAGCUGCUGCUAAAGCAGUUAUGUUCAUUUCCGGCAUUACAAAUGGUAGUGGAUCUUACGAAAAUACAAGCAUGAACGAAUCUGCAAGUGGCUGCUCUGGUAACAUGCGCCAUCUGGUAGUGGAAGCUUGUAUCUCCAGAAAUCUGUUGGACACAUCUGCAUAUCUCUGGCCGGGGUUCGUAAAUGGGGGAACCAAUCAAGUGCCUCAAGGUAUCGCCGGAAAUGUUUCUUGUUGGUCUCUAGUGAUGAAGGGUUCUUCUCUAACACCAUCAUUGACAAAUUCACUAAUCACAACUCCAGCUUCUAGCUUAGCAGAGAUCGAAAAGAUUUACGAGGUUGCAACUACUGGUUCAGAAGAUGAGAAGAUAGCUGCGGCUUCUAUUCUCUGUGGGGCAUCUCUAUUUCGGGGUUGGAGCAUACAGGAGCAUGUUAUCAUCUUCAUCGUAACUUUACUCUCGCCUCAGGCGCCAGCUAAUAUUUCUGGGAGUUAUAGCCAUCUUAUCAACUGUGCCCCAUUUCUUAACGUUCUUCUUGUAGGGAUAUCACCCGUAGAUUGUGUUCAGAUUUUCUCAUUGCACGGUGUGGUAGGUUUGUUGACUUUAACCUAUUUUCAUGUCCCUGUUAUGAGAUACUUUGAGAAAUAG